Elephantulus edwardii (Cape elephant shrew) is the source of this 2157-nucleotide messenger RNA. It is a transcript of the gene ZNF408, whose product is annotated as zinc finger protein 408. NCBI's taxonomy places the organism in Eukaryota, Metazoa, Chordata, Mammalia, Macroscelidea, Macroscelididae. The record is from RefSeq and is a predicted model, not a curated record. The transcript is spliced from 6 exons. The coding region runs from base 1 to 2157 and encodes 718 amino acids. Gene Ontology annotation, cellular component: nucleus.
AUGGAGGAGGCGGAGAAGCUUCUCUUGAAAGGAAAGAGGUUGCACUUGGUCCCUGAGCCGGACCCCGAGUCAGGAUGGAACCCUUCCGAAGAAGGCUGCCCUCAGGGCUGCAAGAACUUCCCGCUGCAGCCCGACAGAGCCGUGCACGUCCUGAGGAACCUCCCCCGGGGCUUGGCCCUUGGCCCCUCCCUCGCCGGAGAGCAGAGCUUGGGGGUCUGGUGUGUCGGGGAAGCUUUGCUGCCAGGCCUGCAUUGGGGGCCGCUGGAGGAAAACGCUGCCCCUGAGAAGAGCGAGCAGGUGGAAGCCCGGCAGGAGGAGGACCUGCCACUAGACUCCUGGCGAGACAUCUUUGCCUGUGAGCUGAGUUCAAGCUGGAGCAGUUUGGUGCAGCAGGGCAGACAGGAGAGUGAGGGAAACGUGGCCCCGGUGUGGAUCAACAAGAGGCUCCACCUGCAGGUGUAUCGGGCCGUGUUGCCAGGCUUCGAGCUACUGCUGUGGCCCCAGCCUGCCUCCAAGGACCUGAGGCCCGUGCAGCCCAACUCGGAGGAGGAGGAGGCAGCUGUGACUGUGGUGACGGAAGUGGAGUCUGCUGUGAGGCAGGAAGGGGACUCCCCAGGGGACGACACCACAGAACCUUGUGCAGAUCUUGGUCACCCCAGACUCCAGGUGAAGAGUCCAGUGAGCCCUGGCCUUCAGCCCGAAGCGCAGGACCCCUUUUCCAUGGGUAGCCCACCACUCAACCCCUUGCAUGAUAGCAGUGUGGACGAAGAGGACCCAGCCGAGAUACAGACGCCACCUGAGCCUCCUAGCAGCCCAGCUGUCCAGCAGGGCUCAGAGAGCAGCGAAAGCAGUCCUUACUCUUCUUCCAGGGACAGCCAGCUCGAUGGCCAUGUGACCAAGAAGUUCUGUAGCCCCAGGAAUCAGUGUCCGCUCAAGGCGCAGACCUCAGAGCCCCAGGACCAGCAGGCCGACAUACCUCUGCACCCUGACUUGCGCGCAACCUCUCAGAGCCCCCCUGUUCUGGCUGGCAGCUCCUCAAAGCAGGGACGGCGGUACCCUUGUGGGGAGUGUGGCAAGGCGUUUCUGCAGCUGUGCCAUCUCAAGAAGCACGCGUUUGUGCACAAAGGCCACAAGCCUUUCCUUUGCACCGAGUGUGGCAAGAGCUACAGCUCAGAGGAGAGCUUCAAGGCCCACAUGCUGGGCCACCGCGGCGUGCGGCCCUUCCCCUGCCCACAGUGUGACAAGGCCUAUGGCACCCGACGGGACCUCAAAGAGCACCAGGUGGUCCACUCUGGCGCCCGGCCCUUUGCCUGUGACCAGUGUGGCAAAGCCUUUGCCCGCCGGACCUCCCUGCGACUGCAUCGCAAGACCCACCAGAUGCCAGCUGCCCCUGCCCUGUGCCCCUGCCCUGUGUGCGGGCGGCUGCUGGCCAACCAGGGCUCCUUGCGGAACCACAUGCGGCUCCACACAGGGGAGAAGCCCUUCCUGUGUCCACACUGUGGCCGGGCCUUCCGCCAGCGGGGCAACCUGCGCGGACACUUGCGGCUGCAUACAGGGGAGCGCCCCUACCGCUGCCCACACUGCGCCGAAGCCUUCCCCCAGCUGCCGGAGCUGCGGCGGCACCUCAUCUCCCACACCGGGGAGGCCCACCUCUGCCCCGUGUGUGGGAAGGCCCUCCGAGACCCCCACACGCUGCGUGCCCACGAGCGCCUCCACUCGGGGGAACGGCCCUUCGUGUGUCCACAGUGUGACCGUGCUUACACCCUGGCCACCAAGCUGCGGGAACACCUCAAAUCACACCUGGCUGACAAGCCCUACCGCUGCCCCACCUGUGGCAUGGGCUACACCCUGCUGCAGAGCCUCAAGCGGCACCAGCUCAGUCAUGAGCCCAAGGGGCCCUCCGGGCCACCUUCGGGGCUGCCUGCUGCUCCUGAAGCCACCGUGGUGCUACUGAAGACUGAGUCCCGCCUGCUGGACACACCUGGCGAGCGGGCAGCCUCCCCAGCCAGAGACAUCAUUGAGGUCACCAUCUCUGAGAGCCAGGACAAGUGCCUUGUGCCAGAAGAGCCAGGCGCCCCCCACAGCCUGAUGGUCAUCCAUAAAGACAUGGGCUUCGGAGCCUGGGCGGAAGUGGUGGAGGUAGAGACGGGCACCUAA